Messenger RNA from Theobroma umbraticum, 720 nucleotides. RefSeq lists its product as uncharacterized. The record is from RefSeq and is a predicted model, not a curated record. Lineage: Eukaryota; Viridiplantae; Streptophyta; Magnoliopsida; Malvales; Malvaceae.
AUGGAGUCAGGGGAAAUUAUCAAGCUCUUUGAUUCAUGCUGGUUUGAGAUGGAAAUCUUCAAGAAGCAUGUAUCCCCAUCACCAUCAACAAGUUUUGAACCAAAACCAGAUCGCCAAGAUGAAGAAAACUUAUCAAAACCAGAGUUUAAACGCGCCCCAACGCUCCAUACAAGGUCCAUGAGUGACCAGUUGAGCUUAAGCACAAGCUUCAUAGGUGAUGGUUCUUUCUCACCAGACUCAGUUCUCCACGCACCAAAGCUCCAUAAAAUUAUUUCAGGUAAAGAAAUUACAGAAGAAGAGUUGCAAGAGGCGGAUAGUAAUAUUCAAGAGGCACCUAAUAAGAAGGCGGUUACAAGUACGAGAAUUUCAAGAAAAAAGAAGGGUAUAAGUAAGAGCUUGUCAGACUUGGAAUUUGAAGAGCUAAAAGGGUUCAUGGAUCUUGGCUUUGUUUUCUCAGAGGAAGAUAAUAAGGAUUCAAGGUUGGUUGAGAUAAUUCCUGGGUUGCAAAGAUUGGGAAAGAAAGAGGAUGACGAAGAGAGUAAGGAAGCUGAUAAGGCUGAAGUUUCAAGGCCUUAUCUUUCAGAAGCAUGGGAGGUUUCAGGAAGAAGGAGAAAAGAAAACCCUUUGAUGAACUGGAAAGUCCCUACUUUGGGCAAUGAGAUUGACAUGAAAGACAGCCUUAGAUGGUGGGCUCAUACUGUUGCCUCUACAGUUAGAUGA